This is a messenger RNA of Scleropages formosus (Asian bonytongue), 1424 nucleotides long. RefSeq names its product ring finger protein 135 (gene rnf135). The coding region runs from base 208 to 1347 and encodes 379 amino acids. Lineage: Eukaryota; Metazoa; Chordata; Actinopteri; Osteoglossiformes; Osteoglossidae. Gene Ontology annotation, cellular component: cytoplasm. Gene Ontology annotation, biological process: regulation of innate immune response. The record is from RefSeq and is a predicted model, not a curated record. Gene Ontology annotation, molecular function: ubiquitin-protein transferase activity; ribonucleoprotein complex binding; protein binding. The transcript is spliced from 5 exons.
CGGAUCGCGAACACGUCCUCGACCCGCGCUAAACGCCGUCGCUUCACAUUCGCGCCACUUCUCGCGAUUUUCGGGCCCGGCGAAUAUCAGAGUCGCGCCGCGGACUUGGCGUCAAUCCAGCAAAUGGCGAGUUGUACUUUUUCCUUUUUAACUUUCAUUUUCACUCCGCGCAGGUCCGCGUAGUUGCGUGGCUGGAGGGGAGCCGCCAUGGCAGCGCUGCGCAGAGAUGCCGCUCUCGAAGCCUUAGCGCAACAUCUCAAGUGCUCCAUCUGCUACGAGAUCUUUCUGGAUCCCGUCACGUCGUCGUGCGGCAAACACAACUACUGCAAAGGGUGUCUGAGCACUUUCUGCGAGGGGAACGGCAGCAGGAGGAACUGCCCGCAGUGCAUGGAGGGCCGCCGGCAGGACUACACGCCUCAGAAAAAUGUCACACUGUGUGAAAUAGUGGAGGUUCUCGGCAGAGACACGUGGGAGGAGCUUCUGGCCCAGAGCGAGCAGAACCGCGACAAUCAUCACGUGCGUCUCAUCCGAGACUCGGACGGGCUGGACAGCCAGACACGGAAAUUCCUCACGGGACAAGUGACGGAGGAUGCCGGACUGUACAAGGAAGAGGCAAAUACAUCACAAUGCGACACCACAGCAUUAUCAGCGGUCAGAGAGCUGUCAAAAGUCCCAAAUCAUACAGGUGUUGCUGCAUCAGAACCUCACGAGGAGUGUGGAAGUAGCUCUGAAAACUCGGAACUGGCGUUCAACGGAGCGCAGAGUGUGACUGAAAUGCUGGAGGCUGGUGCACAACAGGCGGAAUCGUCAGACAGCCAGACUGAAACUUUUGCCAGGCUGAACUUCAGCCCUGAGCUCAGGCACAGUAGCCUGGCUAUCUCGCAGGACGGCCGCAGGGUGGAGGUGCAGAAACCGAGGGGGUUGUCCCGAUCCCGGCAGGAACGCUUCGAAACGAGCCAGGUGAUGGCAGACCCCGAGUUUGCAUGCGGUGCGCACUACUGGGAUGUGGACGUGACUCGCGCCGAUGGCUGGGCCAUCGGCGUGGCCUACAGCAGCCUGGGUUCCGGAGAUCUCCUGGGUCGGACUUGCACCUCCUGGUGCCUGGAGUGGAGCAACAAGAGACUGUGCUACUGGCACGAUAGCGAGCGGAAACUCCUAGGAGGUGACCGUCCCGGUAAAGUGCGAGUUGUGCUUGAUAUGAGUCAGGGCUCACUGUUGUUUUACAGCCUGCGUGAAAAAAAGACUUUGCUGCACAGUGCGCUGGUCAACUUCACUGCACCCGUGAGGUCUGCAUUCUGGCUCUAUGGACUAGGGAACAGAAACUCUCUGUCCUUCACUGGACCAUAGUUGAUGACUUACUGGAAGAAGAUCUGUUGUAAUGACUGCAUUUAUUUCUUUAUAUUUUACACACACACACACACACA